CAAAGAUUGAGUGACAGAAAGAAACAACAGCUUUCAGAACUGAGCUACAGAGAAGCCCAUGCAACAGGUCAAUAGAGUUUCUGGAGGAUGGAGACCAUAAGCUAUUCACUAUUGUAUUAAAAAGGGAAAAUGACACCUUGGGAUUCAAUAUCAUAGGAGGUCGGCCAAAUCAGAAUAAUCAAGAGGAAACAUCAAUGGAAGGAAUUUAUGUCUCAAGGAUUUUGGAAAACGGACCUGCUGACAGAGCGCAUAGCCUGGAAAUACAUGACAGAAUUGUUGAGGUCAAUGGGAAGGAUCUUUCGAUGGCCACUCACGAAGAGGCAGUGGAGGCGUUCCGAAACGCCAAAGAGCCCAUCGUGGUUCAAGUGCUGAGGCGAUCACCGCUCAGUAAACUGCCCUACGGCCCAGCCCCGGAGGUGCAGCUCCUCAACGCCAGCACUCAGACCGACAUCACCUUUGAACACAUCAUGGCCCUGGCCAAGCUCAGGCCUCCCACCCCGCCGGUGCCCGAUGUCUGCCCGUUCCUGCUCUCAGACAGCUGCCAUUCUCUUCAUCCGAUGGAGCCUGAGUUCUGUGAGGACAACGAGUACCUUUCCAGCUUGCCUGCUGAGGCAGACAGAACAGAGGACUUCGAAUACGAGGAGGUUGAGCUCUGUCGCGUUAGCAGCCAGGAGAAGCUAGGUCUGACAGUCUGCUACCGAACGGAUGAUGAAGAAGAUACCGGCAUUUAUGUCAGCGAGGUAGAUCCAAAUAGCAUUGCUGCCAAAGAUGGCCGGAUUCGAGAGGGGGACCGAAUUUUGCAGAUAAAUGGUGAAGAUGUCCAAAACAGAGAAGAAGCGGUGGCUUUGCUCUCUAGUGACGAGUGCAGGAGAAUCGUGCUGCUUGUGGCAAGGCCAGAGAUUCAGCUGGAUGAAGGCUGGCUGGAAGAUGAAAGGAAUGAAUUCUUAGAGGAGUUAAACUUGGAGAUGUUCGACGAACAGCAUAAUGAAGCAAUGCAGCACACUGCCAAUGAGGUGGAGCAGCCCAAAAAGCAAGAAGAAGAAGAAGGUGCAACAGACACGGCAACCUCCUCGUCCAACAAUCAUGAGAAAGACAGCGGAGUGGGACGCACCGAUGAGAGCCUACGGAAUGACGAGAGCUCAGAGCAGGAGAACGUGCCCGAGGACCCUCACAGCGUCUCUCUGAAGAGCAAGAGAGAACUUGGGCAGAGCCAAGACACUCUAGGAAGCCUUGAACUUCAGUGCAAUGAGAGCUUCGUGUCUGGUGAAUACAUUGAUUCGGACUGCACUGGAAACCAAGAAGAUGAAUGUGAUAGAUUUCGACAACUCUUGGAACUCAAAUGCAAGAUUCGAAACCAUGGAGAAUAUGACCUGUAUUACUCAAGUAGCACAAUUGAAUGCAAUCCAGCGGAGCAAGAGGGAGUGGAGCAUGAGCUACAGUUGCUCAAUGAAGAGCUAAGAAACAUUGAACUUGAAUGCCAGAAUAUCAUGCAGGCUCACAGGCUUCAGAAAGUGACAGACCACUAUGGAGACAUAUGGGCACUGCACGAUGGAGGAUUCCGAAAUUUUAACACCAGCAUAGAUGUGCAGAGAGCAAAACUAGAUGACAUCAUGGAACACCCCGAAAAGUCUGACAAAGACAGCUCCAGUGCUUACAACACGGCUGAAAGCUGUAGAAGCACUCCGCUCACUGUGGACCGUUCCCCUGACAGUUCCCUGCCCAGAGUGAUCCACCUCACCAACAAGAAAAAUCUGAGAAGCACCGUUGCAGCCAAUCAGUCCUCUUCUGGACAGAGCAGUCAAGAGUCGACCUCCACCAAAGCCAAAGCGACCGAGCAAGGUAGUAGCGUUGAUGGCCAAGAAAAGGUCUUGGAAAACAACAAGCUUCCUGACCAAGAGAAGCCGGCCACUGCGCACAUCCCAUAUCUCUCUCCUUACCAUAGCUCUUCCUACAGGUACGCCAACAUCCCGGCACACGCGCGGCAUUAUCAGAGCUACAUGCAGUUAAUUCAACAGAAAUCGGCAGUGGAGUACGCUCAGAGUCAGCUCAGUUUGGUGAGCAUGUGCAAGGAGUCUCAGAAGUGUUUGGAGCCCAAGAUGGAGUGGAAGGUGAAGGUCAGGAGCGAUGGGACCCGGUACAUCACCAAGAGACCGGUGCGAGACCGGAUUCUGAAGGAACGGGCCUUAAAGAUCAAGGAGGAGCGGAGUGGCAUGACCACAGAUGAUGACACCAUGAGCGAGAUGAAGAUGGGGCGCUACUGGAGCAAAGAGGAGAGAAAGCAACACCUGGUCCGGGCCAAAGAGCAGCGUCGUCGCCGCGAGUUCAUGAUGCGGAGCCGCUUAGAGUGUCUCAAGGAGAGUCCGCAGAGCGGUAGCGAGGGCAAAAAGGAGAUCAACAUCAUUGAACUCAGUCACAAAAAGAUGAUGAAAAAAAGAAACAAGAAAAUCUUGGACAACUGGAUGACCAUCCAAGAACUGAUGACCCAUGGGGCCAAGUCUCCUGACGGCACGAGAGUUCACAAUGCCUUCCUGUCGGUCACGACGGUGUGACUGUGUGCACACAACUGAUCUUAAGAGGGUGCUACCGGUUUGGGUAGAGUAUGAUUGCCUCGUUCAAUGUGGCAUUUUUAUAUAUAUUUUGUGACUCUUUAUAGUUUAAAUUUUUUGUAAGCAAAAAUACCUGGUAAUUUUUUCAUUUGUUUUCAUAUGCCGGUACCUUCUUUUGGGGCUGAGAUCUUUCUUUACCUUGUGAUAUAUUCAUAUUACUCAUUUAUAAAUGAAUUUUUUUAAAAAAGAAAACAAAACAAAAAGUUGAACAAAAAUACUGAGGAGCCUAUUAAUUUCCUACAUCAAUAUAUCUGUCUAUUGUAAGUUAAAAUCUGGAUUUCUCUAGUUUGCUUAUUUUCUAACUUUAAUAACAACUCAUUGCCAAAACAUUUCUAUGCUUGUUUCUUGGCAUAAUAUGUGCAUAUUAAAUCAACCGUUAAUAAAUCACAUGCCUCAUCUUGUCUUACACAAAACACACCUCUCUUCAACACACCAUUGUGCAUUGAACACGUAAAUGGCAGUUGUCUUCGUCUCAGUGGAGUGUAGGUAGACAAUCUUCCUGUGAUACGUAGUUGCAUUGGUCAUGUAGCUAGCUAACGGUGGUAAUUGUGACAAUAAAAGAGAAAUAAAUUAUUGACAUUGGUUAUCCUGAAGAAAAGUUAUCAAGGAGUGUUUCAUUUUCAUUGUCUGCUGCGAUUAACAGAUGUAAAUUAGUUGCAUAUAUGUAAUAUUUAGAUGAUUACUAAUUGUACAUUAUAAAAUGUGCACAUUUUCUAUUCCUCUUUUACUAUAAAUUUCUUCCUAAAAGAUUUCUUCUAGAUCAUUGUACCACAUAUAGAAACCAGGAUUAAAUUUAAUAACAUAUGUAACAGAGUGCUCCAUGGCCCAUAAAUUUGAACUACACAUUCAAUAAAUAUUAGUGCAUAUUCCCUUGCCGGUUACCCAUGAAAAAGUAAGCUAAACUACAACUGAAAGAAACAGUAUAGGGAAAGGCCUGGAGAGCAUGAGGUGUCCAAGAUUAGAAUAUGGUUUCUGUCGUGUGACACUAUGUGCAUGUGUUCAGUUGACUGGAGAUAAACUUUUUGCAGAAUCCUCUUGCUUAAUUUUCAGCCCAGUCAAUUACAAAGCCUUAUAUGUCGGUUUAGUUAAAGGUGAGCUUGCUAGGUGUCAAGACAGUUUUUUUACAUCUAGUUUUUCAUCAUAGAAACGUAACCACAUCAUAUGUCCAUCAUAAUGCCCUCCCAAGUGAAUGUAUUCAAUCUCUUGGGCCAGAUCAUUGAACUGUUUCUGAAGCUAUCUUCCUGUUUAAAAACCUAUAGUGGCUCCUUAUUAGCUCCUGACUCAGGCUCUGACACCCCAGCCUUACUUAUAGUCCAGGCCCCCAGGUACCUGCCUGCCUUGGUGAUUGCAUUGCUUCUUUAGACCAUCCCUGAGUUAGGUCCAGCCCAUUAAUCAUCUGCACAUUGAUACUCAAAGUGCAUAUCACUCUCUUGUCUGGGGUUUCUGUGCCAGGCACUGAAAAUCAGUUGCUAUCAAAUUGAUUCCCACCCAUGGAAACCUCAGGUGCUUCAGAAUAGGUCUGGGCUCCAUAGUGUUUUCGAUGACUCAUCUUUCAGAAGUAGAGUCCUUUCUUCUGAGGUACCUCUGGGUGGAUUUGAACCCCCAACCUCUGGGUUAGUAGGUUUACACAGGAGUCCCUGUGUGGUACAGGCUUUGAUCCCUCACGCAGAGUGUAAUCACAUCCCUGUUUCUCCUCUGGAGCCUAUUUUGAUGACACCUGGAUUUUUCACUUAUUUGGAAGCGUUCAGCUUUUCAGCACCUACACUGAUACACCUGCAAAACUGUCUUACCUUGGAAUUUGUCUUCUCCCCUUAUUGAGUCACGCACGUGGAGGGUCUGGUUUCCCUCCACAUCGCCAGUUCAGGGAGAGGGCUGGGGACAGCCUCUUUCUGUUCUAAUAGAACAUCACGUAGAUAAUGUAUGUGAAUGAAUUAAAUUAUUUUAUUCAUUUACCUCUCUCCUCCACUUAUUGCCCCUUUUGAUAUUAUUUUUCUGACCUUUGCAUUUUUCCCCAGUUCUUAUCUUUUGGAGGGCUCUGGCAUAGAUUGAAAGCAACUAAUUUUAUUUACAUAAAAUAAAAAGCAGGCUAGGAUAGUUUAAGAUGGUGAUAGUAAUAGCACACUAUGAAGAAGAAAAAUUUCCACACUUUUAAUUUAAAUUUGUCAGCCCAAUGCAUACCACCACUCAAUUUUGACUCUGGGAUGAGCAUGGUUUAAAUAAGAAUAUGCCUGUAAAUCUGAGGAGCCAGUUCUUUCCUGACUAAUGGCCGUGAUUGCUGUUCACCCCUGACACAACGUGUUCUAACUAUUCAUGGAAUGACUCCUAGAGAUGAACUCUAUUUGAACCAACAUUUUAAAUGAUUUCUAAUAUUUUAUAUCAUCAUGAGAGUAGACAGCUUCAUCUCUCUCCCACGGAACUGCUGGUGAAUUCGAUCCGCUAACCUUGUAAUUCACAGCUUAAUGCGUAGCACACCAGACUACCCAGGCUCCUUAGCCAACAUAGUUUUUUCAAAAGAAGCAUGCACACACAGCUCACAGAAUUAUAGUGUUUUCAAAGUUAUCAAUUUAGUUUUAUUUUCACUUCUAGCCAAGUGUGCUUGCCAAUUUCUUUUUUUAAAAAUGUGAUGUUGGUGUUUUUCAUGUCUGUGUUUAUACAAUUUUUACAAGUUGAAAAAUGUCUUUUUCUUUCAAAAAUAUGAAGUGUAAUGCUCUAUCUUUCUACCUAACAUAUCUUUGUGCUAAACAUGUUUUUUAAGUAAACGGAUAAUAAACCUGUUGCUCAGCAGCGAAAAACAUG
Messenger RNA from Echinops telfairi (small Madagascar hedgehog), 5402 nucleotides. RefSeq names its product PDZ domain containing ring finger 4 (gene PDZRN4). The transcript has 10 exons. Lineage: Eukaryota; Metazoa; Chordata; Mammalia; Afrosoricida; Tenrecidae. Bases 195 to 2549 code for a protein of 784 amino acids. Gene Ontology annotation, molecular function: protein binding. The record is from RefSeq and is a predicted model, not a curated record.